Molecule: messenger RNA, 1542 nt
Organism: Uncinocarpus reesii 1704
Lineage: Eukaryota; Fungi; Ascomycota; Eurotiomycetes; Onygenales; Onygenaceae
Exons: 7
Coding region: 1-1542 (513 amino acids)
Biological process (GO): carbohydrate transport; transmembrane transport
Cellular component (GO): membrane
Molecular function (GO): carbohydrate:proton symporter activity
Source: RefSeq, a predicted model, not a curated record
AUGGCUAACUUUGGAUCUCAGACGAGCCGGUACAACAGGCUGGUCAUUGUUUUUGUAGCUUUGGGCUCACUGACAUAUGGCUUCUGUGCUUCAGUGAUCAGUAGCACAAUUGGCCAACCCGGAUGGUAUGCCUUUUUUGAACUGCCCGCCCAGGGUGAACCAGGAUACGCCACAGUGACGACAAAUGCUAUUGCAGCCGCAAAUGGCCUUUUCAGUGCUGGCGGAGCUGUAGGCUCCCUCUUCAUGAUGUGGUCUUGCGAGGCAUGGGGUCGUAAAGUCAAUAUUCAACUUGGCUCUUUUCUUGCAAUCCUUGGAGGUGCGUUGCAAGGCGGAGCCGCAAAUUUGAAGAUGUUUCAAGCCGGUCGUUUUGUGUCUGGUGCCUCCACCGGCGUCCUUGUCACCGCUUGCCCCAUGUAUUUUGCAGAGAUUUCCAGUCCCUUUGUUCGCGGGUGGCUUGUGGGCCACCAUGCUAUAUUUCUCGUCUUCGGAUACAUGCUAGCUUGUUGGAUCGGAUACGCGUGCUACUUUGCUACGGGUUCCAAUCCGGCAUUCGCCUGGAGAUUCCCGCUUUGUUUUCAAAUAUUGAGCCCACUACUUUUGUUAAUGGGUUCACCAUGGCUACCCCGGUCUCCCAGGUGGCUGAUCUCCAAAGGCAAGUAUGAUGAAGCCUUGGUGAUUCUUCGCCGGCUUAGGCAAUCGAAGGAUGACCCGCAGGAUUUGGUGGCCAGAGAAGAAUUCUACCGGAUCAAAAAACAAGUCAUGCUUGAAGCGGAGAAGCUAGCUGCAACCGGUUAUGGUGUUUGGACGGCUGUUGUCAAGAAGAAGUCAUAUCGGAGGAGAAUGAUAAUUGGAUUUCUGACUCAAUGGGGCACUGAGUUUGGCGGGCCACUUAUUAUUCUGGUAUACACUCCCCUCUCUAUAUCCAAGUCAUUACCACAAACUAACAGCAGUAAAGGCUUGAUCUACAACCCCCUUGGAGCAUGGCUUCACGAUAAGAUCAACUCACGCCGGAAGAUGUACAUCAUCGGUCUCAUAGGCGUUAUCAUAACCACGUCUUGUUUAGCUGCAAUGACAGCUGAAUACACCGGUACCAAGAACCGCGUGGGCAGCGGCUUUGGUAUAUUCUUCAUCUUCCUAUACGUAGCUUUCCAAGGGACAUUUUGCCACACGACAAUGUACCUCUACGUCUCUGAAAUCUUCCCCACUGAGAUACGCCCUAUUGGUAUGGGAUUUUCAACCUUUGGCCAGUUCGCAUCAACAAUCAUCCUUCUUCAAACCGCGCCGAUCGGCUUCGCGCAUGUAGGCUGGAGAUACUACCUCGUUCCCAUCAUCUGGUCUGUUCUUUUCAUUCCAGUGAUAUAUUUCUUCUUCCCCGAGACUGCCCGACUUAGUUUAGAGGAGAUAGCUAGGAAGUUCGGCGAAGAAGUCGCGGUUGACGUCACUACGCAGGAAGAGAAGACGCUAGCCGGGACGCCGACUUCGAAGGAUUUGAUAGAGACGGGAGGUUCACAAGCAACGGGUAGAGGGAAUGAAAAUGCGUGA